ACAUCACAUGAUCCCACUAGCAUUGGAUCCUUCACAACACAUUCAAAUAUCAAAUAUAAAUCUCAUCACCUCAGCUUCAAAGCUAACAAAUCACUAUAACCUAUUACUUACUAUCUUAAUCACCUCAUAUUUCACUCACCCUGCAGCAGAAAGUACACCAUUAACAUCCUUCAACUUAAUUUACAGCAUGAGUAUGAAGAGCCAUUCAAGAAUACUAGCUGCUUUUGUUCUAGCACUUCUCUUGAUUCUUAGCUCAGAGUCCAAUGCUGCACAUGCAGCUCGCUUCCUCAUCAGUAAAGAGUAUCCCUCUGCGAAAACUUCAACAUCACAAACACUCAACGGUCUGCAUGCAAAUCAGAAGAAACCAUACAAGAAAGUUGAUUCAAGCUUUAGAAGAAUACCUCCAAGCAGAUGGAAUCCUAUACAAAACAAGUUCAAGCCUCCGUAGGAUGACUAAACCUCAGCAAAGAACAGUCCCUUCAAAGCAAUUUCUUCAUUCAAUAUCAAUGUAGUUUGAUAGUACAAAGUUAGUUUUCACUAUCCAGUUAGGAUAGUCACUUGCAGCACAAAU
Messenger RNA from Lycium ferocissimum, 571 nucleotides. RefSeq lists its product as uncharacterized. The transcript is spliced from 2 exons. NCBI's taxonomy places the organism in Eukaryota, Viridiplantae, Streptophyta, Magnoliopsida, Solanales, Solanaceae. The coding region runs from base 8 to 448 and encodes 146 amino acids. The record is from RefSeq and is a predicted model, not a curated record.